This is a messenger RNA of Ochotona princeps (American pika), 711 nucleotides long. It is a transcript of the gene IL36G, whose product is annotated as interleukin 36 gamma. The record is from RefSeq and is a predicted model, not a curated record. NCBI's taxonomy places the organism in Eukaryota, Metazoa, Chordata, Mammalia, Lagomorpha, Ochotonidae. Gene Ontology annotation, biological process: positive regulation of gene expression; cytokine-mediated signaling pathway; inflammatory response to antigenic stimulus. The transcript has 4 exons. Gene Ontology annotation, molecular function: interleukin-1 receptor binding; cytokine activity. The coding region runs from base 1 to 711 and encodes 236 amino acids.
AUGGGUUUGGUGUUGGGAGUUGUAAAUCUUAAGUCUACUUCUAUUGGGAGGUAUUGGCAGGUAUUGUUGCUUAAUGAUAUCCCCAACUUUAUCAUUCAUGAUCGUCAGUCUGGUUACAUGAAUAAGAUGCUACAGACUAGACAUGAACAAAAAGACUCUGGAGAUUGUGUGGUGGUGAAUGAGCAAGUUCUCUUACCCUACUUGGUUACUGUGAUGUCUCUUUCACUUAAUAAAGUUACAAGCACGUUCACAAUGAGUAGGCCUCACCACGGGGAGGUCUCCGAUUUGGAUCAGCAGGUGUGGAUCCUUCAGGGCCAGAGCCUGGUGACAGUUCCACGAAGUGAUAAAGUGGCAGCAGUUACCAUCAAUAUUAUCCCGUGCAAGUAUCCAGAGGCUCUUGAGAAAGACAAAGGGGUUCCAGUUUAUUUUGGUAUCCAGAAUCCAAAAAUGUGUCUGUUCUGUGAGGACACUGGAGGACAACCCACAUUACAGCUAAAAGAGCAGGAGAUCAUGGACCUGUAUCACCACACUGAGCCUGUGAUUCCCUUCCUGUUUUACCACUCCCAAGUGGGCAGAACCUCCACCUUCGAGUCUGUGGCCUUUCCUGGCUGGUUCAUUGCCUCCUCCAAGAUAGGCCAGCCCAUUAUCCUGACUUCAGAGCAGGGGAGAUUGUACAACACUGCCUUCAACUUAGAACUAAACAAUGCCUGA